AUGGUCUAUUGGGUGUCUGGUACGGAUGCUUUACUUUCUGUACUUUCAUGGAUAUUUUUGUUACUGGAGUUAAUAACAAACCAUCAUCGAGCCGACGAUGGUAAUGCAGCUAUUCCUCUGCUUCCUCAUGCCGAUAGUGGUGGUGGUAGUGCUCGAACACGAAGAAUUAUUUAUUGUAUAAUUGAUUUCAUUUUUAUUGGCUUGAUUGUUGGUAUGUGCCUGUGGUGUGCAUCAAAACAACCGACAAAACAAUAUUUAUAUCCAACAGCUGAGGAUUGGGGACAUAUUACAUGUCUACCACCCGACACAGAGUAUGGCAAAAAUCCAAUUCUUAACGAACCGAGCCAGUUAUAUCAUAAUUUAGCUAAUAUUGUUGGCUUUCUGUGUAUUAUUCGAUCACAAUGGGCACUGAUCUUUAGACAUCAACACUAA
This is a messenger RNA of Didymodactylos carnosus, 432 nucleotides long. The record is from the annotation of a GenBank genome assembly. NCBI's taxonomy places the organism in Eukaryota, Metazoa, Rotifera, Eurotatoria, Philodinida, Philodinidae.